Molecule: messenger RNA, 1242 nt
Organism: Hansenula anomala
Lineage: Eukaryota; Fungi; Ascomycota; Saccharomycetes; Phaffomycetales; Wickerhamomycetaceae
Product: MFS transporter
Exons: 2
Coding region: 1-1242 (413 amino acids)
Biological process (GO): transmembrane transport
Cellular component (GO): membrane
Molecular function (GO): transmembrane transporter activity
Source: RefSeq, a predicted model, not a curated record
AUGAUUUCAUCUGCUUGGUCCAUGGCUUCUGAAAAUAUUAUAAAUCAUUUCGGAAUAAGUAGAGAAGUUAGUAUACUGGGGAUCUCUUUAUAUAUUUGGGGGUUAGGAACUGGACCAAUUUUCUUAAGUCCAAUAUCUGAAUUUUAUGGAAGAAAAGCAACUUAUAUCUUUGGAUUAUCAUUAUGUUGUGCUUUUGAAAUAUUGACUGCAUUUUCUCCGAAUAUUGGUGGAUUACUAUUUGGGAGAUUUAUGUCUGGGUUUUUUGGAUCUUGUUUCCUAAGUGUUGCAGGUGGUACUUUUACCGAUAUGUUUAAAAAGCAUGAAAUUGGUGUUCCUAUAUGUGUUUAUAGUUUGAGUCCAUUUUGUGGACCUGCUUUGGGUCCUCUUGUUAGCGUUUUCAUUAAUGAGAACCUUUAUUGGAGAUGGACUUUCUAUGUCUUGUUGAUUUAUAGCGGAGUGAUGCUAUUACUGAUAAUUUUACUUGUUCCUGAAACUUAUGUACCUGUUUUGUUGAUUAAAAAGGCCAAAAGAAAAAGACAGGAGACUGGUAAUGAUAAAUUCUAUGCACCUUUGGAGAUCAAACAAAAGGAACAAUCACUACUUGCAACUGCAUUUUACUCAUCCAAAAGGCCUUUCUUGUUGUUACUCCAUGAUAGAAUGAUGGCUAUUUUAUGUUUCUAUUCAGGUUUAGUCUUGGCCAUUAUUUACUUGUUUUUUGUUGCAUUCCCAUAUAUUUUCAAGACAGUGUUCAAUUUCAAACCUGUUGGUCAAGGUUUAUCAUUUUUGGGUUUAUUAGUUGGUAUGAUUAUUGGAGGUUUAACUUCACCUAAAUUUCAAUCACUUUAUAAUGAAAUGGUUUCGAAACACGGGAGACCAAAAUCUGAAUAUAGACUGUAUCCAUUGAUGAUUGGAUGUUUUCUUUCUCCCAUCGGGUUAUUUAUCUUUGCAUGGACAUCAUUUGCCAAACUACACUGGAUGGGAGCUAUGGUUGGAACAGCAGUUUAUGGAUGUGGUACUAGUUUGAUUUUCCAAGGUAUUUUCGGUUAUACUGCUGAUGGUUACCGACUAUAUUCUGCAAGUGCAAUGGCAUGUAAUAGUUUGAUGUAUGAACACAUUGGUGCUAAUUGGGGUGGUAGUGUUUUGGCAUUUGCAACACUGGCAAUGAUUCCCUUUCCAUUCCUUUUCUACAAAUACGGUGAGAGAUUGAGAAAUAAGAGUCCUUAUGCCUGGAGUAUGGAUUAA